Messenger RNA from Cadophora gregata, 1173 nucleotides. RefSeq lists its product as uncharacterized. Lineage: Eukaryota; Fungi; Ascomycota; Leotiomycetes; Helotiales; Ploettnerulaceae. The transcript is spliced from 2 exons. Gene Ontology annotation, molecular function: hydrolase activity. The record is from RefSeq and is a predicted model, not a curated record. Bases 1 to 1173 code for a protein of 390 amino acids.
AUGGCAGCUCCAUUCCCACCCCUUCCUCUCCCGCAAGGAAUCACCGAAUCCUACCUCCCCUCCCACGACCUAACCUACCAUGUGCUCAGCGCCGGCCAACCCACCAAACCCCUCGUCCUCUGCCUCCAUGGCUUCCCUGAAUUGGCCUAUUCAUGGCGCAAGAUCAUGCCAGCGAUAGCGAACGAAGGCUACCACGUCGUAGGUUACGACCAGCGAGGAUAUGGUCGAACGACUGGCUGGGACAACCGCGAAUUCUCCUCCGUCGACCUGAACACAUUUGGAUUCACACGCCUCGUACGAGAUGCUGUGAUAUUCCUCAAUGCCCUGGGAUAUAAAGAGGUAGCUUGCGUAAUUGGUCACGAUUUCGGCGCUGUGGGAGCUUCGAUGUGUGCGUUGAUGCGACCAGAUAUAUUCAAAUCUGUCAUAACCAUGUCCCAUCCUUUCAAAGGCUCGCCGACUCUCCCCUUCAAUACCGUACCCAACCCUCCCAAACCAGAGGCAAAAGAAGACGUCCAUAAAGCAUUGGCAGAGCUACCCCAACCGCGAAAACAUUACAAAUGGUACUAUUCCACCAAACCUGCAGCAGAAGAGAUGGAUAACCCUAAAGAAGGGUUGCAUGAAUUCCUGCGGGGUUAUUUCCAUCUCAAGAGCGCGGACUGGAAAGGCAACGAUCCAAAGCCUUUGAAGGCUUGGGAAGCAAACGAGUUAGCAAAACUGCCAUACUACUACGUGAUGCCUCUCGAUGCCGGCAUGAGGAAAUCUAUACAAAUCCCCAUGGCGGAUGAGGAUCCAUCCUCAGUCUCCAAAGCAAGUUCUCGCUGGCUUCCAGAUGACGAAUUGGCCAUCUACGUCCAAGAAUGGGGUCGCAAUGGUUUCCAAGGUGGGCUGAACUGGUAUCGCAUCGCUACAGACACAGAGAACAUGAAAGAUGUCGAAUUAUUCGCAGGCAAGAAGAUUGAUGUUCCAGCGCUUUUCAUCUCAGGCAAACAAGACUGGGGAACAUACCAAGAGCCUGGUGCUGUUGAAAAAUUAAGUGAGGUGUGUAGUCAAUCUCGAGGUGUCGAGUUAGUGGAUGGUGCUGGACAUUGGGUUCAGCAAGAACAGCCUGAGAAGGUAAUUGAACUUGUGACGAAAUUCCUAAAAGAUGUCAAGGUCGAUUCUAUUUCUCAAUAA